Molecule: messenger RNA, 570 nt
Organism: Mercenaria mercenaria
Lineage: Eukaryota; Metazoa; Mollusca; Bivalvia; Venerida; Veneridae
Exons: 2
Coding region: 193-501 (102 amino acids)
Source: RefSeq, a predicted model, not a curated record
AUUUAUUGAUACUGUGUACAUUUUUUGUCAUUUCUGAUGUCUUUAACAGUUGUUUUAUGUGUGUUUUUCAGGAUUACAUUUCUGUGCGGAAGGAUUAAAAAACUACACCAGACUGGUGGCCAUGACAGAUGUCAGUGGGAAAUUUAAACAUGGACUAGAUACUUUGAUGUGUAGCAAAAAAGUUCAUCGUUGAUGGUGGUGUUUUUCUGUGAUAUAUUGACUGGGAUAGUAUUACUCUUCAGAAAUACAGAGCUGUCAAUGCUGCAAUUUUGUUGUGAAAUUCACAAUCCAUGUCCAAAUGUGCUUGUUUUACUAUACAGCAAAGAAGGAGAAAUUAUACCGGGCCGACACCUAUAUGGCAAAUUCAGAAAGUGGAAUAUCUCAGCAACCAUAGGGUUUACAGUCAUGAAACUUCACACACUAGUAGCUGAUAACAAUACAAAUCAGUGGCUAAAAGGAUAUUUCCAAGGCGAUGAAUUCCAUAUGUCAGAAGGAAUUUAGAAUCGUACAACCAGUCAGCAGCUACCCAUAAACAGACCAACCUAUUAAGUCGAGCGGGCAGAAGCUGUG